AUGUCGCUGAACUACGCUCUUGGAACGCCCCAGCGUCAUGACUGUUGCAACCCUGACCUUGAGCACCCGGGUGGGUCGCGGGGUGCUCGGCUCCGGCACCGCGGGGCGGGUCUGCGCUCGGCGCGCCAUGGCCCGGGCUCACCCGUGUCCCCUCAGGUGGCGCUGGGUUUCGUGGAAGGCAGCUGCGACCCCUCGGACCAGUGCCCGCCCCAGGCCAGCUGGAGCAGCCUGUGGCACGUGGGGCUUAUCCUGCUCACUGCCCUCCUGCUGCUGCCCUGUGGGGUCUCAGCCAGCUGUGUCCGAUUCUGCCACCUCCGGAAGCGGGCACACACGCAGCCACACCUGCCGCUGGCACCUGAGCCCUGCGACCUGACAGCCAUCCCCGUGGACAGUGACAGCCCGGUGCAUAGCACUGUGACCUCCUACAGCUCCGUGCAGUGCCCGCUGGGCAUGCAGCUACCCCUGCCCUUCGGGGAGCUGGACCUCAGCUCCACGACCCCUCCAUCCUACAGCCUGUACGCCCCUGAGCCGCCGCCUUCCUAUGAGGAGGUCGUCAAGAUGACGAAGACCAGACAGGAGGAGCCACCUCCCUCCCUGUAA
Molecule: messenger RNA, 600 nt
Organism: Rangifer tarandus platyrhynchus (Svalbard reindeer)
Lineage: Eukaryota; Metazoa; Chordata; Mammalia; Artiodactyla; Cervidae
Source: the annotation of a GenBank genome assembly